Trichogramma pretiosum is the source of this 1507-nucleotide messenger RNA. It is a transcript of the gene jagn, whose product is annotated as protein jagunal. The transcript is spliced from 4 exons. The coding region runs from base 858 to 1433 and encodes 191 amino acids. Lineage: Eukaryota; Metazoa; Arthropoda; Insecta; Hymenoptera; Trichogrammatidae. Gene Ontology annotation, biological process: endoplasmic reticulum organization; vesicle-mediated transport. Gene Ontology annotation, cellular component: endoplasmic reticulum membrane. The record is from RefSeq and is a predicted model, not a curated record.
CUCGGAGAUUUUAGCAGCAGCAGUAGCAGCGGUUUAAAAAUAGUUUAGGGUAGUAACAUUACAAGCGUAGGCUAGAAGAAACGAGAGAGUAAUAGGAAGUCGAGUCGAAUACAUAUUUAUACGUAGUCACGCGUGUGUCGAUAUAUUUCUCGUCAGUUGCGCCCAUUGCGAGCGAUCGAGCUUUUCUUAAUCCUAAGAGAUGCUGUGCGGCCGAUCUCGCGUGUGAUGAUUUGCAGAUUUUUUUUCUUCGAACGACAACACAUGUGUGCGCGUGUGUAGAAUUUUCCCCGGAGCCGAGGAUUCAUUCAUAGUACUACUACCCGCUGCUGCUGCCUACGCUGCCUCUUCUUCCGCUGAUAUCGCUGCAUCGAUGCCAAUAAAAAUAUCGAGCAUCAGGCAGUGCAGCAAAGACGAAUCGUGCCGUUGCUCGUUUCGCACGUAUAAAAGCAUAUAGGAGCACAUUUCAUACCAAAUAGACGCGCGCGCGGGGCCAUUGGCGCGUGCGGUGGGAUAUGCUUUGCCUUGGAUUUUCGAAUACUUUUGCUUUCGAAAGCCCAUCAACGUCCGCGCCGCCGCCACCGCCGCUGCCGCUGCUGUCGCCGUCGUCGUCGUCGUCGUCAUCGACAACAAUACCCUUUUAUACUGCUACUAGACGACUCGAACCAUAAUAUAAGUUUAUAUUCGACACAUUGUAAUUAAUAAGGCAGAGAUAUAACCUGUCGCUUGGACACAGUGCGCGAGUGUGCGCGCGCGUAUACAUAAUAACGGGCAUACUGUGAAAAAUUUUCGGCACGUCGUGCGCGAACGGUUUGCAGUUUUCGUCAGUGAAAUCGAGUCGAGGAGAAAACGGAAUAAACAUGGCUUCGAGAAUGGGAUUUUAUGCACCGAAUUUGUACAACAAUGACGGCAACGACUUUCAGCACAGGGAGCGCGUCGCCAAUCAUUAUCAGACCAGUGCCGUGAACAAGUCAAGACUGAGAUACUGUAUAUUUUUCCACUAUAUACUGUUCUUCGUUAUGCUAGCCAAAUUGUCAGCUGAUAUUUUAGACCGUUUUAAUAUAUUUAUCUUAGAAAUAGAAGAGCUCGCAGUGCCACAGCCGUUACUGUGGGAAUACAUAUGGUUAACGAGCCUGUUGACGUCAUUCCUGGGAUUUAGCGCCAUGAGAAAGAACAAAAUCAAGACCCUGAAGCAAUACAUGAUCGGCAUCACCGUGCUGGGUCUCGGAUCGAUACUUUAUGGUUUUAUAUACUACUUCCACGACGUUUACGAGUACUUGAGCACAGGUCAAAAGGAAAACAUCCACGUGUGGCAGGAUCUACCCUACGGUAUGCUGUGGUACGGUUUCAUUUUGGCAGCGUCUCAAGUUCAUGGUUUCACGCUGUACUUCUCGUACAAUCUGUUAUUGGCAUGGCAGAGCAGACGAGCGAAUUAGCAUCGCUCCUUGAUCGAUUGGAUUUUUGAAGAUUUGAAAAAAGUUUUUUUUAUAACGAAAAUGUACAUAGAAAA